Molecule: messenger RNA, 3343 nt
Organism: Oncorhynchus keta (chum salmon)
Lineage: Eukaryota; Metazoa; Chordata; Actinopteri; Salmoniformes; Salmonidae
Product: DNA replication complex GINS protein SLD5-like
Exons: 8
Coding region: 210-893 (227 amino acids)
Biological process (GO): double-strand break repair via break-induced replication; DNA-templated DNA replication
Cellular component (GO): GINS complex
Source: RefSeq, a predicted model, not a curated record
CGCGUUGCAUUCCGUUGGCGCGAACUUUAACCGGAAGUUUGUGGUUUUCUUUGUUGUUUCUGUGUUGUGCUGUCGAAAUCGAGCUUUACAGUAUUGUUAUUUGUAGUUGUAAUGUAGAAUGUUAACAUUCUGCGUAGUUCAGUACCAACGUUUUCUGGUCUGCCGUUGAAUAAUUAUUGUAGACUAAGCAAGUCGGCUGAAGAGCACUCAUGGCGGAUGCGAUGUCUGAUGAUCAUGAUGCCAGCGACAUGAGCGGAGGAGAUGACGGCCAAGAAGAUGUGAUGACUCCAUCGGAACUGAUUAGGAAACUGGAAGAGGCUUGGCUGAAUGAGAAGUUCUCUCCUGAGCUUCUGGAGAACAAGUCAGAGAGGGUGGAGUGUUUGAUGGAGCAGCUGACUCACAUGGAGGCCAAUCUGCAGCGGGUUAGGAAGGGUGAUAUGAAAGCCAGUGUCCACCGCAUGGAGAUUGACAGGAUUCGCUAUGUCCUCAGCAGCUACCUCCGCUCUCGCCUCCAAAAGAUUGAGAAGUUUUUCCCUCAUGUCCUGGAGAAAGAGAAAUCUCGAGCGGAGGGAGAUGCUUCGUUCCUGUCUCCAGAGGAGUUUGCCUUUGCCAAAGAAUAUUUGGCCAACACAGAGACCUAUCUGAAGGCUGUAGCUCUGAAACACAUGCCCCCAAAUCUACAGACAGUGGAUAUGCUAAAAGCAGUGCCAGAGCCCUGUCUGGACUCCUUUGUGUUCCUACGUGUGAGGGAGAGACAGGAAAACAUCUUGGUGGAACCUGAGACAGACGACCAGAGAGAGUAUGUUGUGGAUCUUGACGAGGGUUCUCAGCAUCUGAUGCGGUAUCGCACUAUAGCACCUCUGGUUUCAAGUGGAGCAGUACAGCUAAUUUAACUGUCAAGCAUUACCAACACAACAAUGAGGCAAUUUGCCUCUGAACUGCAACACAACAGGCAGUAUAUUAUGUUAGCACGUUUGCAGAUCUGUCUCUGUAAUAACAUAGGCAUACUCUAUUUGGUCAGUUUUAGGUCCCUCUGUCCUUUGUUCAGUCCCACUUGUGAUGGCUGAUGACCAGAGGAACACUGACUCCCUUCAUUGAACAUUGCCUAUAUUGAUUGAAGUACAUUGAGAAGGGCUAUAUGGGCGUUAUUUGUGGACUACUAACUCUUCAGAAGCCGGGCAUAAACUGGAAUGUCUUUUAAAUAUGUUACUGAUUUACGUACCUGAGGACACUCAUAUCUCUCACAUGAAGCCUGCUUUGAGUUGUAAUGGUGAUCAUUGGAUAUAUAGGAGGCUAUAAGUGAGAGAGACUUGAGGAUGACAGGAAUACAAUCAUGUUAUCUACAUGUACAUUAUAAGGUUGAGUGGCACAAACAAAUAUAGGGAGUGUGUUUGUUGCUUGUACAAUAAAUGUGAUUUGAAUGGUGUAGAGAAUGUCUCAGUGGUCAUGUACAGUGUACACAUAUAAUUGCCAUUUGCAAUUAUAUGUGAGAAUACUCUUGCUUUCCAACCACGGUGCAAGCAUGUCAUUGCCAUACAUGAAUUUGUAUUUAGCGUGCUGUUGCUGCCUUGGUCUUAUGAUGUGGUCUAUUUCAAAUCUGGGUGUGUGAAUUGCUUAGACCAAUAGAAAUGAAGAUGUAGAUUUAUGUUUAUAGACAGACUGAUAUUAAUACUUUGACUCCAUGGUAUGAUGUCAAGUCCCCUGUUUUGGGGACCUGUGUGUUUCUAGUGCCGGUUCCGAUCGCUUAAAUCACAAUGUGGACACAAAAUGGCUUGCAUUGAGCGGUAGCCCUGAUUCUCACGCAUAGGAGAGUCUCUUCUGCCUUUGUGAAGCAUGAUAAGAAAUCUGACACCACUUGAAGCUGGGAUAUCCCUCCUACCAUUUAAUUUGGUCUUCCGACUGUCAACUCCUGCCUGAACCCUAAGUCACAGCCACUAACAAUGCAUAUGCCUGGAAUCCUUACAUCGUAACGCAGAAGGAGAGUGGAUUCGUCUCUGUAGCACAUUCAGAAGUCGAUUUAUAGCCAGCAAUCUAAAGUAAUUCAUAGAUUUCUGUUUGUCAUAGAUGGACAAGAUUAAUAUGAGAUAAAAGGUGAGUUCCUAACGAGUUCUGGAAGCCAAGCUAGAGCUCUGAGAUGUUCACAAUGAUGGGGUCAGACGUUUAGAAAAUAUGUACACUUUCUCUAACACUAAAUAUAUAAAUAUGUCUCUUACAGUUAUACUAUAGUUAGAAAAAGUACAAGUAAUUUCAAGUCUUAUGCAUACAGUUUUGUGGAAUAGGAAAUGUAUCAUAUUUGUACUGUGUAUUUGAGCUUGUGCCCUAAACUGACUACACCUAACUAUUUUUACCAGAAAGGUGAGAUUUGAACCUUUCUUGGAGUAUGCAGUGUUAUUGUUUAUGGCCCUCUCAUGAUAAAUCAUUACUUUUGGGGAUUACGUAGAUUACAUUUUCAGUUGCAUUUAAGAGGUUAAGUCUUUAGGAAUAGGACCUUGUCUCACGUUGCCCCCUAGUAAAUAAUGGUUGAUCAGCCAUAAGCUGUGCACCAACGGUCCACAAAGACACAAGCUGUUUGUAGGUGAGAAGAACACACCUGCAUCAUUACAUGCAUUAAUCUUACACACAUCCAAUGACACCCAGAAUCCCUCUCUUUCUAUGCAUCAGUAAAAACAUCUCAGUUGUGUGAUAAUUUAUGAAAGGUCAUGCACAUACAAACUAUGUACUGUACAGUACCUUCAGGAACUAAAAAAUUGAGGGAGUGUACAAUUGGCAUGCGGACUGCAGGAAUGUGCCAUUCAUCUGCAGCCAUCACCUCAUGCCUCAGCAUGAUAAUGCACGGCCCCAUGUCUCAAGGAUCUGUACACAAUUCCUGAAAGCUGAAAAUGUCCUAGUUCUUCCAUGGCCUGCAUACUCAUUUACAUUUAAGUCAUUUAGCAGACACUCUUAUCCAGAGCGACUUACAAAUCAGACAUAUCACCAAUUGAGCACGUUUGGGAUGCUGUGGAUCAACGUGUAGGACAGCGUGUUCCAGUUCCUGCCAAUAUCCAGCAACUUCGCACAGUCAUUGAAGAGGAGUGAAACAACAUUCAACAGGCCACAAUCAACAGCCUGAUCAACUCUAUGCAAAGGAGAUCGUCGCGCUGCAUGAGGCAAAAGGUGGUCACACCAGAUACUGACUGAUUUUCUGAUCCACGCCCAUACCUAUUUUUUUAAGGUAUCUGUGACCAACAGAUGCAUAUCUGUAUUCCCAGUCAUAUCAAAUCCAUAGAUCAGGGCCUAAUUUAUUUAUUUAAAUGGACUGAGUUCCUAAUAUGAACUGAAACUCAGUAAAAUCUUUGAAAUUGUU